AUGGGGGAAAAGAUUACUGAAGAGCAAGUCGCAAACUUACUGGCUAUACUACGAACGGACGCUUCUACCGAUGCGAAGGUCCAUCAGGUCAACAAUGUCAAAUCAAGCAUCAAGCAGCACAAUGUCCCGGAUGCAUGUGUGCCCUCCCUCUUCGAGGCUACCCGUGCCGCGAUGACAUCCCCGCAUGCCGCGCUGGCCAAUGCUGGAUUCUCUACGCUCAAUCAUCUCCUUACAAGACUGUCUCGUCAGGAACCAAAGUAUCUUGUCAAGGAAGCUUCGCGGACAUUACCACUGGUGGUCGAGAAGAUGGGAGAUCAGAAGGAGAAAUACAGGAUACUUGCUGUGCAGUGCUUGACGACCUUUUGGAAGGUUUCUCCCUUGGAUGUGGAGCGGAUAAUUAGGAACGCCGGUCUAGUCGGCAAGAAUCCAAGGAUGAAGGAGUCUUCCAUGAAUUGGCUUGUCCAGAUGCAUCGGGAAAAUGGAAUGCCGUUCAAGGCAUUCGUAUCAACAUUGAUGGAAUUGCUGGAGGAUGCAGAUGGUAUGGUCAGGGAUACUGCUCGAAAUGUAGUCAUUGAGCUGUUCAAAAAUGCUCCCAACGCGGCAAAAUCCGAUUUAAAGAAACAAUUGAAGGUCUUUAACGUCCGUCCAGCGAUAGUAGCGGCAAUUACCCCUCAUUUAGGACCGGGAGGCCCGCCAGAACCAGAACCAGACAUUAGUGAAGCUCCCUCACGAUCACAACUUGCAACCAACGCUUCCUCAAUCUCUAGCGUCAGACCGGCAACGCCAGCCCUGGAAAUAAAAGUCGAACAUGUGGAACCGUCAUAUGUUAAUACCCAAAGAGAAUUGGACGAGAUCUUCAAGGAAAUGCACGAGUUCUUUGAGGGAAAAGAAUCGGAGCAAAACUGGUUAAAGCGAGAGCAGAGUUGCACCAAAAUUCGCAGGCUGAACGCUGGCAAUGCACCUAGCGAUUUCCGGGAUGCGUUCCUCGCCGGUAUCAAGGGUCUCCUGGACGGGAUAUUAAAAGCUGUGAACUCCCUCAGAACGAGUCUGUCAAAGGAAGGUUGCAGCGUUAUUCAAGAAGUUGUGAGGAAUGUUGGACCAGGAUUCGAUCCCAUGGUAGAAAUCCUUCUACAGAAUCUGAUCAAACUCUGUGGCGGUACGAAGAAGAUUAGUUCCCAGCAGGGAAAUGCGACGGUCGAUAUAAUUAUCAGUAAGGUCUCCUACAGCCUUCGGAUCAUGCAACAUAUCUGGGCGGCAUGCCAAGAUAAGAAUGUGCAGCCAAGAACUUACGCUACUGGGUGGCUCAAAACGCUGCUGAAGAAGGAGGCGCAUCAUAAGAGUCAUGUCGAGCACAGUGGGGGUCUUGACUUGAUUGAAAAAUGCAUUAAGAAGGGACUCACAGAUGCAAAUCCUGGCGUAAGGGAGAACAUGAGAUCAACGUACUGGACAUUUGCUCAGAUUUGGCCAGCCAAGGCUGAAGUGAUCAUGGCGUCACUCGAGGCAACUCAGCAGAGGCUACUAGAGAAUUCUCCCGACAAUCCGAACUCACCCAAGAAGACAGAGGCUGUCGGUCCUCGACCUGGCCUAGGCUUCUCGAAGAGCACAGCAGGACCACCAAAGCCCUCCCUCAGAGAAGCCAUGGCAGCCCAAAGGAAGGCAGCUCUAGCUAAUAAGAAUCUACCAGCGCGGCCUGGCUCUGCAAUGUCAUCAUUCUCACCAAUGCGAACCGUCUCAUCAUCUUCAACAGCACCGACAUCGUCAGCUUCAGAAGCCGCUCCAGUCAGAAUACGUCCUGAAUCCACCUCGGUAGCUCAUGGUGGCCUUUCUGUAGCGCCCAUGCGGCCUACGAAGUUUCGAGCAAAACCUGAGGUAUCAAGACCUGAGAUAGUAAGGCCAGCCACCGCAGGUCCAUACUCUGUGAGGAGACCGGGUCAUGCUCCUACUAGUAGUGACUCUGCUACGACCAUCAGCCCAUCAGCUGGUAAAUCAUUAAAAGCCGGAACACCGAGUACCAAUACCGCCAGUACCACCAGUCCUAAGAAAGUCCCUACAAGACCCAACACGAGCCAUUCGAGCUAUGCCAGCCAAUCCAGUCAUACGAGUCCAGCCAGGAGUACAGCUAGUAGGGUUGCACCUUCACCACGGUCUAGCCCGGCCAAAGUGAAGUCUACAGCCAAUCCGUAUGGAUCGUCAAGCCCUUCAAAGGCUGACGAAGACCUUACAAUGGUAGUACCGACUCUUACCGGGCUGAGAGAACCCAACGACACAGGCGUUUCGAAGAUAGUUGACUCAUCACCUGUUGAUGAGCUUGUUACUCCAUUGAAAUCUAUGAGAGUGUACGAGGACCCCUUUUCAAGUACUGACGACCAAACAACACCACGGCCAACCUUGAAUGUUCCUGUGCUGGAAGAGGUCCCUGUCAAUGAGGAUGCUUCCAAGUUGGUUAGAAACGGUGUAACUACGACCGACCCGACAAAGGCCCCACCGAUGUCUCCCGAGCGCUCCAAACAGAACUCUCGGCUCCUUGACAGUGGUAUCACGAAAAUCAAGGCCCAGUCUUUGGAUGUCCAUGGUUUCCGCAAGCUCCAAGGUGUGAUCCGAGAUAACAAAGCGGUCUGGACAGAUGGCAAGUUUGACAUCUUACUCCUUGGCCUCUUCGAGUACCUCGAGGCACCACAAACGUCUCUCUCACCGGAUAAAGUACAGGAUGUCAAGGCCCAAAUCUUGGCAACGAUCAAUCUUAUGUAUAGGAAGGAUCGCGAAGCAUUUGUGCCUCACGUUCCAAAGGGUCUUGAAUCCAUUCUGGUCGCGCGCAGCUGUUACGACGCCCGGGCACACAUCGUCAGUGGACUUGAACUCCUCGCUGACGAUCUCGUCACACUUGCCGAUCCGCAGAAGACGAUGGAUACGAUUAUUACACAGCUCCGCGACGAGCAGAUGUCGCUCGAAGGCUGCAGAACAUUGAGCAUGGGCUUACACAUGUUGAAGGAGUUGCUGGAUGUCAAGACAAAAUUUGCGCCAUCGGAGGAAGACUUGGGCGAUAUGUGCAGGCUCGCGGCGAGGUGCCUGGAGAGUUCUGAGUCGGGUGUUAGAAUGGAUGCCGUACAGCUGUGUGUCAGCCUGCAUGCGAGGCUGGGGGACAGCCGGUUCUGGGCUUUACUUGGUGGUGUGAGAGAUGAUCCCAAGAGUGUCAUUACUUACUACAUCGUCAAGAGGCAAAGGGAGGUGGCUGCAAGUCGCUGA
Amorphotheca resinae ATCC 22711 is the source of this 3243-nucleotide messenger RNA. RefSeq lists its product as hypothetical. Lineage: Eukaryota; Fungi; Ascomycota; Leotiomycetes; Helotiales; Amorphothecaceae. The transcript is spliced from 4 exons. Gene Ontology annotation, cellular component: spindle microtubule; mitotic spindle midzone; microtubule organizing center. The record is from RefSeq and is a predicted model, not a curated record. Gene Ontology annotation, molecular function: microtubule binding. Bases 1 to 3243 code for a protein of 1080 amino acids. Gene Ontology annotation, biological process: mitotic spindle assembly; astral microtubule depolymerization.